This is a messenger RNA of Fusarium graminearum PH-1, 408 nucleotides long. RefSeq lists its product as uncharacterized. The transcript is spliced from 2 exons. NCBI's taxonomy places the organism in Eukaryota, Fungi, Ascomycota, Sordariomycetes, Hypocreales, Nectriaceae. The coding region runs from base 1 to 408 and encodes 135 amino acids. The record is from RefSeq and is a predicted model, not a curated record.
AUGACCUACAUCAGCCGCUACAUCCGAGAGAACUGGAUCUUGGAAUGGGAAGGGCCCUCGGACUUUGCCCGCGAGAUCCUGUGCCAACCGGCUUACUGGGCCAAAGUCAUCCGGGCCUGGGCUCUGGGCGAUACAGACCCCAGCACGGGUGCUAUGAAUUGCACAUAUGCCAUUUGCGACGUGAAUGGAAAGUGCUUGGAGGACGACGACGAGGGUGAAGGCCCGGCCGGCAACGAGCGCCGUCAUGCCAACCUGUUUGGCCGACAUGCUACGCACCUACUAUCCCAUUCGCAUCAUCACCACAGACGCCACACGUUACAACCUCGAAUAGUGGAACCUCUUGAGGUCACAGACCCAGAUGAUACGACCGAAAAACAUGAAUAUGCCAUCGAGAUCCCUGAUAAGUGA